This is a messenger RNA of Corylus avellana, 3488 nucleotides long. RefSeq names its product pentatricopeptide repeat-containing protein At2g13600. Gene Ontology annotation, molecular function: RNA binding; protein binding. Gene Ontology annotation, biological process: RNA modification. The record is from RefSeq and is a predicted model, not a curated record. NCBI's taxonomy places the organism in Eukaryota, Viridiplantae, Streptophyta, Magnoliopsida, Fagales, Betulaceae.
UCUCUAGGCGACACCCACUGAACGACGAUAGCCACUUCCGCCCACCACCUCCACUGAACGCCACCCACGGCACACCACCGGUGGCGACGCCCACGCCCACUCCCACCCACUGCACCAGGUCGGAGACGCCCACCCACCACAGCGACACGUCUGCGACUCCGGCGACGCCACCCACCACCACGAAGGUCGAACGCCAACCAUCCGGCCUAUCUGAUUUUCCUUGGGUAGUUUUUUUCAUGGAUUCUAUUUUGAUUAUAAGGAGAGAUAUGGAAAUGGUUGUGGGAAAGUUUCAAUCUUUUUCAAUUUUAUGUAGUUUUUUGGUUGUUGGUGGUGAUGGGCAGUAAGAGCAAUGGUUCACUCUAUAAUGUGAUUAAGUUGGUGGAUGCUUCUUAAAUUAUUUCGGUGGCACGCUUCCCAUGUCUAAUCAGCUGAGAGUUUAAGACGACGUCGUUGACGUCUAUUCUUUCUUCCCUAAAUGAUAAGAGAAGCCAUUGGUUCACUGUUGCACCGCUGCUCAAAAAUCAAGGCGUUCCGACACGGUCUUCCCCUUCAUGCUGCCGCCCUGAAAACAGGCUUCGAAUCAGAUAUCAUCAUCGCCAAUCACACCCUCAACAUGUAUGCCAAGUGUGGCAGCAUUACUUCAGCCCGCCGUGUGUUUGAUGAAAUGUCUGAAAGAAACCUUGUCUCCUGGUCUGCUAUGAUUUCCGGCUGUGACCAGGUCGGAGAGCAUACAAUAGCACUGGACCUAUUUUCUAAAAUGCGGCUUGUGCCCAACGAAUACAUUUUCGCCAGUGUUAUCAGUGCAUGUGCCAGCCUCGUUGCACUGUUAGAGGGGCAGCAAAUUCAUGCUCAAUCACUGAAGUCUGGCUAUGCAUAUGCCUCAUAUGUUUCUAACUCGCUUAUCUCCAUGUAUAUGAAAUGUGGUCGAUGUAGUGAUGCCUUGUCAGUCUAUAAUAGUACAUCAGAACCAAAUUCUGUCUCAUAUAAUGCUCUCAUUGCUGGGUUUGUAGAAAAUCAGCUGCUUGAAAAAGGGUUUGAAGUGUUCAAACUUAUGCUCCAACAGGGUUUUGUGCCAGAUCGUUUUUCUUUCGUGGAAGCCUUGGAGAUUUGCACUGAUUCGGAUGAUCUGCUAACAGGAACAGUAUUGCAUGCACAAACAAUCAAGCUUGAACUUGACUCUAUGCCUUUUAUUGGCAAUGUAAUAAUAUUAAUGUACUCGAGAUUCAAUUUGAUAAAUGAAGCGGAGAAAGUCUUCAGAUUAAUUAAAGAGAAAGAUGUCAUUUCAUGGAACUCCUUUAUAGCUGCCUGUUCUCAUUGUGUUGAUCACGCAAAAGGGUUAAGUGUUUUCAAAGAAAUGGCAAAUGGUUAUGGUGUAAGGCCUGAUGACUUCACUUUUGCCAGUGUACUUGCUGCUUGUGCUGGUCUUGCUUCAAUUCGUCAUGGCAAGCAGAUUCAUGCUAAUCUAAUCAGAACAAUGUUAUAUCAAGAUGUGGGAGUUGGUAAUGCUCUAGUGAACAUGUACGCGAAAUGUGGUUCGGUCGAAUAUGCAUAUAAUGUAUUUAACAAAAUGCUCUGUCACAAUACCUUUUCAUGGAACACAAUGAUUGCUGGAUUUGCGAAUCAUGGGCUUGGAGGACGAGCAAUAGACCUUUUUGAGGAGAUGAAGGCAAUGGGGUUAAAGCCAGAUUCUGUUACGUUCGUUGGACUUUUAAUGGCUUGCAAUCAUGCAGGCCUUGUGGACAAGGGAAAAGUUCUUUUUAAUUUAAUGGAAGAAACUUAUGGGAUUACUCCUAAUAUACAACAUUUCUCAUGUCUUAUUGAUAUGUUGGGACGGGCUGGGAGAUUAACUGAGGCAGAAGAGUACAUCAAGAAAUUUCUUUUUGGGCAUGAUCCAGUUGUCUUAGGGAGUUUGCUUUCAGCAUGUCGCCUGCACGGGGAUGUUGUAAUUGGGGAGCGGUUGGCUCGGCAGCUUCUAAAGAUUCAGCCCAUGACUAGUUCACCAUAUGUUCUACUGGCAAACUUGUAUGCGUCGGAUGAGAUGUGGGGUGAUGUUGCAGAGGCAAGGUAUAUGUUGAAGGGUAGUCAGUUGAGGAAGGCACCUGGCCAUAGUCUGAUUGAAGUGAAGGGAAAUUUUGAAAAAUUUACGAUAGGGGAUUUUUCUCAUUCAAGGAUAGAUGGGAUAAAGGACAUUCUGAGAACUUUAAAUUGGGCAGUGCGUGAAGUUUCUUUAGUCAUUUAACAUCCUCCUUUUUCAAAGAGUUAGCCUUUGUCUGCUGCAAUGGUGAAGUCCUGAAGUGCCAAGCAAAGUGCAUGGAUUUCAUUCUUGAGAGCGAUCACUUCAUGCUUAAAUACUGAAGGGUACAACCGUGUCCAAGUCAUCCAUCCUGGGACACAACUUAGGGUAGGACGAGUACUGGGAACCAUCUUUUGGUCAUAUGAAAAGCCGAGCUUCAGAUGCUGUUUGCUUUAUUUCCAUGGACCUGCAAUUGCUUGUGAGAAAAAUGUUUGAGAUUGAUAUAACUUGUGAAGGCUGAAUUGAAUGGAACGUGAGGAAGACCUAACUGCUUUCAUUUAAAUGCAUUGACAGAAUGAUCUGGGAAGACUGCAAUGCUUCUUAUUUGAUCUUUACUUGGGCGGUUGGAUAUUUCUAUUCCGUACAUACUGGUAGAGACGAAGUAAUAAAUUGGGGUUUAUUAGGACCAAUGCUGCGAGCUUCCGGAAUACAAUGGGAUCUUUGUAAAGUUGAUCAUUAUGAGUGUUACGACGAAUUGGAUUGGGAAGUCCAAUGGCAAAAAGAAGGGGAUUCAUUAGCUCGUUAUUUAGUCGGAAUGGGUGAAAUGACAGAAUCCAUAAAAAUUAUUCAACAGGCUCUAGAAGGAAUGCCUGGGGGGCCACGUUGAUAGAGAAAGGUAUCCAGAAUGGCAUGAUGGAUUCAUGUCCUCAAGGUGUUACUGUUCACUUAUGGUGCAGCAGCUUCAUAUUGAAAAGAAAUCUAUCACAUUACAUGUAAUUUAGAACCCUUUGAAACAUGAACAAUGAUGUCUGGAUUGUCAGGCUUCCCUUUUUCGCUGCAUCUUGGAUUUCCUCUUAUUAUGACAUGGAAACAUGGGCCAGGUAAACGGAUUGUCAGGCUUCCCUUUUCCCCUGCAUGAUAGAUUGCCUUCCAUUAUUACAUGGAAACCUGGGGCAUGUUUGCAGCACCAGUGACUCUUGUGGGAAUAUAGUGUCUUUGGUAGUGCGAUUUCACAAACAAAAGGUGCGAUUCUUGUUAGAAUAUAUUUCUAUAUAUUUGUGAUUACAAUCAAAACAAAAGGUGCGAUUCUUGUUAGAAUAUAUUUCCAUCUAUGUGACUACAAUCAAAUCGUUGCAAUUGCAAAUCGAAUCCUUGUGAUUUGAUUACCUUAUUUGUAUAAGUAGGGAUGAUUUGUACUGUAAAAUCUAUCAAUUGAAUAAAAGCAUAAUGUAGCCCUUAGGGCUUUAUUAGUGGA